UAGGGUUUAAAGGGUUUGCUUUCCGGUCUGUUUUUUUUUUGUUUGUAAAAGUAGGGUUUAAAAAAAAUAAAAAAACACUAAAACAUGGCGACGCCGUUCGCUAGAUCAUCGGCGGCGAGAUUGAUCAUGAAUCAAUCGAAAGCCCUAAUUACCAAAUCAGUGACAACGGAUGCGAGGAGAACGUCUUCUCUCAUCCUCAGAUCGAUUGCUUUGGCGUCUUUGGGAAGCGUAGAGUCGUUGAUGCCUCUCCAUAGCGCCAUCGCCUCUGCUCGUCUCAAAUCCUCCAUCGCGGUCGAUUCCUCCUACUGGAGCUGGCUCUCUCAGGACUUUGCAGUCCCUCGGUGAUUAUGACGAAGCUGCAAUUAUUUCUUCAACAAAAUUCAGCUUCUUUUGGCUGCCUUUUCUUCCAUUUCAGAAAUUUCUCCAAUUUGUAGUAAGUGCAAGUUUAUGUACUGUGUAAGAACAAACAUAAACAGCUCCUGCCUCUUCCCCAGUUCGUGGGCAAUAGUUCCGAAAGUUGGUUCAUAUUGUCACUUACUAUUACCAUCUUGUUUAAGCAUGAAGUUUUCAAAAUUUUAGUGUUCAAAUAUGUGCUGCAAUUGUGAAAAGAUAUCUAGAAAUUAAGAAUCUAUAAUAAAGUUAAUAUCUUCUUUGUUCUA
Messenger RNA from Asparagus officinalis (garden asparagus), 659 nucleotides. RefSeq lists its product as uncharacterized. Lineage: Eukaryota; Viridiplantae; Streptophyta; Magnoliopsida; Asparagales; Asparagaceae. Bases 85 to 345 code for a protein of 86 amino acids. The record is from RefSeq and is a predicted model, not a curated record. The transcript has 3 exons.